Messenger RNA from Blumeria graminis f. sp. triticale, 456 nucleotides. Lineage: Eukaryota; Fungi; Ascomycota; Leotiomycetes; Helotiales; Erysiphaceae. The record is from the annotation of a GenBank genome assembly.
AUGUUUGCUAGAUAUCUUGUACUUGCCUUUUUAGCCACCGUCGCCAUUGCCGCGCCGCUCAACAUAAAUCUCGGUGCUUAUUCGCCGGCACUGGUAGUCGGUGAUGGUGAGAUUUCAUUUGGCGGAGCCGAAGGCGAAGCCUCAGCAGCGGGAAUUUUCAACACACUGCAAGGCUCAGGGACCACAGGCGUAGCGGCGGCUGGCGAGGGUAAAGCCGGUGCGAAAGUCGACGGUCUUGACGACACUGUAAAAAAGGCAGGCGGCGAGAAGGCUACCAAGAAGGCAAAAGCUGAAGAGGUAACAGAAAAACGCGCUGAGAAGCGUGAUAUGGCUGGCUUCACCGCUGCUCUAAACUACGCCGAUGCUGCUCUCAACAAAGGUCCGAUAAUCGAUCUUGGCACUGGAGGCGGUGGUUCCGGCGUCGGAAUAACAGUCAAGCCAGGAGGAGUUUCAUAA